Messenger RNA from Papilio xuthus (Asian swallowtail), 2016 nucleotides. RefSeq names its product tRNA-specific adenosine deaminase 2. The record is from RefSeq and is a predicted model, not a curated record. Gene Ontology annotation, molecular function: tRNA-specific adenosine-34 deaminase activity. The transcript has 2 exons. Gene Ontology annotation, biological process: tRNA wobble adenosine to inosine editing. The coding region runs from base 128 to 619 and encodes 163 amino acids. Lineage: Eukaryota; Metazoa; Arthropoda; Insecta; Lepidoptera; Papilionidae. Gene Ontology annotation, cellular component: cytoplasm; nucleus.
CCGCGCUUGCAGCUGUCAAUGCCAACGUCGUUUUGUGCAUUUUUCGUGUUGAUUAUUUUUAAUUUGAAAACUCCAACAUGAAUACCAUCAUUCUACAAGAAAAAUUAAAAUUUAAAAAUGUAUAAUCAUGGUUGACUUUAUGAAAAGAGCUCUUGAAUUAGCAUCAGAAGCAUUGGAUGCCCAAGAGGUGCCAGUGGGCUGUGUCUUCACAAUUGGAAAUACAAUUGUUGCCGAAUCAAGAAACUGUGUUAAUGUUACUCGGAAUCCAACAAGACAUGCUGAAAUAAAUUGUAUUGACUUUAUUAUAGAACAUUGUAAAGCAAACAAUAUUGACUACAAUACCUAUUUUACAAAUAUAAGUGUUUAUGUGACUGUGGAACCUUGCAUUAUGUGUGCUGCAGCGUUGCAGAAUUUAAAAGUAAAAGAAGUUGUCUAUGGUUGUGUAAAUGACAGAUUUGGUGGGAAAACUGUACUUGAUGUAAGUGAAUUCUAUGUUCAAUAUUAUGAACUGCGUGGAAACUUAUUAGCAACAGAGGCAAUGGCGCUUUUAAAACAAUUCUAUAAAGGGACAAACCCAAAUGCACCAGAAUCAAAAGUGAGAAAGAAAAAGGACAAUUAAUUAUUUAUUUUUAAGGGAAGCAUAACAACAACUUAGUUGUACAAAAAUCAACCUGUACUUUAUUCCUAUUGAAAAUUGUGUGAAUUUUCUUAAUUAAUUGACCUUAUGUCAAAUAAGUUAUAUUUUUAUUUAUUCAGAUUUAUUAUAAAAAAUAUUGCUAAAUAGUAAAAUAACUACAAUUUAUACAAAAUACAUUAUUUAUAAAUGGCAUCAAUCUUAUUUCCUAUUUUGAAAAGACUGAUCUGUGUCCUGAAUAAUUUAAUUUUAGAACCCAAUAUGUCUCAUGCAAUGUUAAUAUAUUGCAAAUUAUCAAGGGAACCUACCGAACUCUGCAUGCGAGAAAAAUAUCUCCACUUCAUAAAAAAAAUAUGAAUUUGUGGACUUGCAUAUAGUUAAAUUUACAUUGUACUAAGUUUUGGACAGGGCUUGGUCUGCGGGAAAUUAUGAAAAACUAUAAUAAAUUUCAUCAAGAUCCAUGAAGAUUCCAUCUCUGUUCUGGAGAUACCUUACAACAAACAUCCACUUUUAUAACAUUAGUAAGAAGGUGGGAGUGGGUUCAUAGAAAGUAGCGUAAAAAAAGUUUUCUUUUAACUGAAAACCACAGACAAAAUUGCUUCUAGGAUAUUCAAUUCAUUUUGUAAAAAGCUUGAAUCAGAUUUCUAUUGUAACUCUCCUCUGUCCUGAAAUCUGCCAGUGAUAAGAAGGCUCUUAUCAGAAACAAAACAAACCCAUUUGUCAUCAUUUUGUCUUUUGAUAGGGUACAUCUAUCUCCAUAAGUAUGUAGAGCAGGUAUAGUGUUUUUAAAGAUGAUUGUGGCAAUAAAAAGGCAACAGAUUAUUAAGUGUUAUAUUUCUUAAACCUUACAGAGAGACAAAAUUUAAACUUAACUAAGAAUCAAACACUUAUGUACAUUACACCAUAUGCAAGACAAAAUUUUAAGGUCUUAUAUGAUUUCUUUACAACAUCUAUACAUGUGUAUAAAGAUACACAUUAUGCGUUAACAAAAGCACCUAGAAAUAUUAGGUCUAUUAAUUGAAUUUGAAUAUUGCAUUCUCAUAACUGGAAUGUCCUGUUACAAAAUUAAUUAAUACUAAGUUUACAGAUUCUCAGCCAUACCUUUUUAUUGUAUUUGUAUGGUUUAUUAUUGAUUACAUGCCUCAAAUCAGACCUGUUUAUAUUCUAAAAACUAUUUAAUCUACAUUAUUUUCUAAUGUGCUGUAUAUUUUUCUUAUAUUCCUACAAUACACUUACACAUUUAUCAUAAAUCCAUUUCCAUUACGACCUUGUGAUAUGAAAUUUACGUAAUGUUCUACUAAUGCUUACAAUUUAUAAUGUAUAUGGCUCAUAAUAGAUUUUAAUGUAAUUUUUAUCUAAUUAUGAAAACAAUUAUGCCUAUA